AUGGAAGCAGAGAUAACAAACUCGCAAGCCGGUCUACUACAAAGGAUGGAAGAAAUGUUUAAGAAACAUGCUACAGGUGGAAGGAUUGUGGAUGACCAACUAAUGUCAUCCGAGCAAGAUCCAUCACAUCCUCCAGGGUUUGGAGCUGGAGCAUCACAUCCUGCGGGGUUUACUUCUGACCCUCAGUACCCACCAGGGUUUACACCAGAAUCCCGUCCUCCUCCUGGUUUCACACCUAUACAUAUAUCCGCUCAUCCUUCGGUACCUCAAGAAACUCGACCUCAUGUAUAUGUUAGCAAUGAGAAUCAGCAGCACCACAUGGGAUCCACAUUCCCAAACAUUUAUCAGCCUGUUUCAGGUGUAAGGAUAGGGGAAUUUAAUACCGAGCAUUUAACCCCGGAUCUGAACGAGUUAGCCGAGAAGGAAAAAGCCAAUGAACAGAUAAAUCAACAAUUGAAGAAAUUGGAAGAAAGGGUAAAAUCGGUAGAAGUGAUUGAACCGUUCUAUGGGUCUGAUGCUAGAGAGUUAAGUUUGGUCCCAGAUCUGAUUAUCCCUAUAAAGUUCAAGGUUCCCGAGUUUGAAAAAUACAAUGGAACCACUUGUCCUUCAUCUCAUAUAACCAUGUUUUGCCGGAGGAUGGCUGGCCAUGUGAACGAUGAAAAACUGUUGAUUCACUGUUUUCAAGACAGUUUGACAGGUUCUGCCGCUAAGUGGUAUAACCAAUUAACUAGGGCUCAUAUCAAAUCAUGGAAGGACUUGGCAAAAGCAUUCCUAGAACAGUAUCGCCAUGUUACAGAUAUAAUUCCUGAUCGGUGGACUCUUCAAAAUAUGGAAAAAAGAAGCAAUGAAACUUUCCGACAAUAUGCUCAAAGGUGGCGUGAUGUUGCUGCACAGGUCCAACCCCCUUUACUCGAAAAGGAGGCUACUGUAAUUUUUGUCAAUACUUUGAGAGCUCCGUAUUUGGGGCAUUUGCUUGGAAAUGCCAAAAAAUUUGCUGAUUUGAUCAUCUCUGGUGAGCUCAUCGAAAAUGCUAUAAGAAGUGGCAAGAUUGAAGUAGUUGAAGGGUCUAGCUCCAAAAAUACUGCAAAUAGUGUCACAAUAACCCAAUCAAGGGCUGAGAGGAAUGACAUGAACACCACUAGAAAUGAUUUCAGGGGACCUCGUAAGGAGAGAGAGAAGGUGUCCUUCACACCAUUACCCGUACCCUAUUCAGAGAUAUACGCCUCGUUAUUCAAGGCAGAUGUGGUACGCCCCUACCGUUUGACCCCUCUUCAACCACCGUACCCUCAUUGGUAUGACGCAAAUGCGCAUUGUGAUUACCACGAUGGAAUUGCUGGUCAUUCUAUAGAGAAUUGUUAUGCCUUCAAAAAGAUAGUGCAGAAUCUGAUUAACACAGGAGGAUUACAAUUUGAUUCACCAGAUGCAUCAACACACCCACUACCGAAUCAUGGAGAGAAAAUAAAGGUAGUUGAAGGUGAAGCACCAGUAGGCAACUUGAUGACUGGAAUAGUGAAUGAAGUCGGGCACUUCACGAGAAGUGGGAGGUGUUAUUCUCCUGAGAUGUCAAAAGAAAUGGACAAAAUGAAGGCAAAAGGAAAAACUGUGGUGGUACCGCAAAAGAUAUUUGAUGAUGAACUCCCACCAAUGAUCAAUGAGCCGGUAACAGAAACGCAAGCUCAAGAAUUCUUGAAGUUUUUAAAACAUAGUGAGUAUAAUGUAGUUGAACAGCUACACAAGCAACAAGCACGGAUUUCGAUUCUAGAUUUGUUAAUAAAUUCAGAAGUACAUCGGAAUGCUUUGUUAAAAGUGCUCAAUCAAACAUUUGUGCCUGAGGAUAUAUCAGUGAACAAGUUGGAUCGAAUUGGGCACAUAGCUGCUGACAACUACAUAACUUUCACUGAUGAUGAAAUUCCUGAUGGUGGAAUGGGAUCAGUAAAAGCCCUCAAUAUCACAACUCAUUGUCAUGGUCAUGUCUUGUCAGGCGUUUUGAUUGACAAUGGGUCUGCACUUAAUGUUAUGCCUAUGGCCACAUUACGGAGGUUACCGGUGGACAACUCACAUAUGAGGGCCUACCAAAACAUUGUUAGAGCUUUUGAUGGAACCCAGCGGGAUGUGCUUGGAAAGAUAGAGAUACCACUGUUGAUUGGACCAACUGUCUACAAUAUUGAUUUUGUGGUGAUGGACAUCAAUCCCUCAUAUAAUUGUUUGCUUGGGAGGCCAUGGAUUCAUUCUGCAGGGGCAGUCCCUUCGUCCUUGCCAAAAUUAAAAUUCGUGACAAAUGGCCAGUUGAUUAGUAUUGGGGCAGAGGAAGAGAAGCAACAAUUAGCCAGAGCAAUUGAUGAAGAAGAGCAGAUGAAAGACAGAGACUUGUUCAAUGAAGCUAUGGAGGGUUUGGAUGUUCCUAACGAACUAUUAAGACUGGUAGAAAAGGAGGACAAACAAAUCUUACCUCACCAGGAAGAAACUGAGGUUAUAAACUUGGGAACUGAUGAUGACAAGAGAGAAGUUAAAAUCGGCAGCACACUUUCUGUUGAGAUAAGGCAAGAAUUGAUAGAUCUGCUCCGAGAAUUCAAGGAUAUCUUUGCAUGGUCUUAUCAAGAUAUGCCAGGACUGAGUACAGACAUAGUGGUGCACAAGCUUCCGAUAAAGCCUGAGUGUAAGCCAGUUCAGCAAAAGCUCAGAAGAAUGAAGCCAGAAAUGUUAUUAAAAAUUAAAGAGGAAGUGAUGAAACAGAUUGAUGCAGGGUUUCUUCAAGCGGCAAAGUAUCCGGAAUGGGUCGCAAACAUAGUCCCUGUGCCAAAGAAAAAUGGGAAAGUUCGCAUGUGUGUGGAUUACAGAGAUCUUAAUAAAGCAAGCCCAAAAGAUAAUUUUCCAUUGCCUCAUAUAGAUACUUUAGUGGACAACACUGCUGGUCAUUCGUGGUUUUCUUUUAUGGAUGGCUUCUCGGGGUAUAACCAAAUAAAAAUGAACACUGAAGAUAUGGAAAAAACUACAUUUGUGACUAUGUGGGAUAUUUGCUAUAAAGUGAUGCCAUUUGGUUUGAAAAAUGCUGGGGCAACUUACCAAAGAGCUAUGGUGACUCUUUUCCAUGACAUGAUGCACAAAGAGAUUGAAGUGUAUGUGGAUGACAUGAUUGCCAAGUCCAGGACUGAAGGAGAACACAUUCAAAACUUGAGGAAGCUUUUCCAAAGACUGAGAAAAUAUCAAUUGAAACUCAAUCCAACUAAAUGCACCUUCGGGGUAACAUCAGGGAAGCUUCUGGGUUUCGUGGUUAGUCAAAGAGGAAUUGAGAUCGAUCCAGAUAAAGUAAAGGCCAUUCAAGAUCUUCCACCACCUCGUACUCAGAAAGAAAUUCGAGGUUUCCUAGGAAGGUUAAAUUAUAUAUCUCGAUUCAUUUCACAAUUAACUGAAAAAUGUGAUCCAGUUUUCAAAUUACUUCGAAAGAACAACCCCGAAGUUUGGAAUGACGAGUGCCAAGAGGCUUUGGAGAAAAUCAAGAGAUAUUUGUCUAAUACUCCAGUUCUGGUGUCACCAGUUCCUGGUAGACCAUUGAUCCUUUAUCUAACGGUCUUUGAGAAUUCGAUGGGAUGUGUGUUGGGGCAGCAUGACGAAUCUGGAAAGAAAGAGAGAGCCAUCUAUUAUCUAAGCAAAAAGUUCACCGAUUGUGAGAUCCGAUACUCGCCAACAAAGCUAUGUUGUGCUUUGGUAUGGGCUACUCGAAGGCUCAGGCAAUACAUGUUAUACCACACUACUUGGUUGAUAUCUAAGCUUGACCCUUUGAAAUAUUUAAUGGAAUCACCGGCUUUAACUGGUAGAUUGGCUAGAUGGCAGAUGUUGUUAUCAGAAUUUGACAUUGUAUAUGUGAAUCAAAAAGCAAUCAAAGGGAGUGCCAUAGCAGAUUUCCUUGCAAGUCGUGCUUCAGAUGAUUAUGAGUCCUUGAACUUUAAUUUUCCAGACGAGGAUUUGAUGUGCAUUACAACCAAGGAGGAAACAAUUUCAGAUGAUAAAUCCUGGAGGUUGUAUUUUGAUGGGGCAUCUAAUGCUUUAGGACAAGGAAUUGGAGCGAUACUGAUUUCCCCGGAAAAUGUCUAUUAUCCUUUUACAAGCAGAUUGGAGUUCUUUUGCACCAACAAUAUGGCAGAAUAUGAAGCUUGUGCUAUGGGAUUAAGAGCAGCUAUAGAAAGAAAAAUCAAAGUGCUCCAAGUAUAUGGAGACUCCUCAUUAGUGGUGUAUCAAUUGCGAGGAGAAUGGGAGACAAAGGAUCCAAAGUUAGUGGAAUAUCGAAGAUUGAUCCUUGAAUUGGUAAAAGAAUUUGAAGAUGUCAAUUUCAAUUAUCUCCCUCGAGAAGAUAAUCAAAUGGCAGAUGCUUUGGCCACACUGGCUACAAUGUUCCAAGCAAAUAGAAGAGUUGAUAUGAUGCCAAUUAAAAUGCAAAUAUAUAAAACCCCUGCACACUGUUAUGAUAUCGAAGAAGAGGUAGAUGAUCGUCCAUGGUAUUAUGACAUUUUGCAAUACAUCAAGCAUCAAAUUUACCCACUACAUGCAUCUGAGAUCGAUAAAAAGACAAUAAGGAAGAUGACUGCUGAAUAUGUAUUAGAUGGGGAAGUUUUGUACAGAAAGGGUAGUGAUCAAGUUUUGAUGAGAUGUGUAGAUGCCCGAGAAGCGAGAAGUAUACUUGAAGAAGUGCAUGAAGGGAUAUGUGGAACACAUGCAAGUGGGCUUUCUAUGGCCAGGAAGAUCAUGAGAUAUGGAUAUUAUUGGGCCACUAUGCAUUCAGACUGUGUUGAUUAUGUAAGAAAAUGUCACAAAUGUCAAAUUUAUGGUGAUAAGAUCCAUGCAUCUCCGUCACCUUUGCACGUGAUGACUGCACCAUGGCCGUUUUCUAUGUGGGGCAUGGAUGUCAUUGGGGCAAUUACACCAAAGGCUUCGAAUGGACAUCGCUUCAUAUUUGUGGCAAUUGAUUAUUUUACUAAGUGGGUUGAGGCUGCCUCAUAUGCAAAUAUCACAAGAUCUACAGUUUGCAAAUUCAUAAAGAGAGAGAUAAUCUGCCGGUAUGGGUUGCCAGAAAGAAUCAUCACAGAUAAUGCCACCAAUUUGAACAAUAAAAUGAUGGUAGAACUUUGUACUCAGUUCAAGAUAAAGCAUUCUAAUUCAGUGACCUAUCGUCCAAAGAUGAAUGGGGCAGUGGAAGCAGCAAAUAAAAAUAUUAAAAGGAUCAUCACAAAGACCACUGAGACUUACAGAGAUUGGCACGACAAAUUACCUUUUGCUUUAUAUGCAUAUCGUACUACAGUGCGAACUUCGACAGGGGCAACGCCUUUCUCUUUAGUUUACGGGAUGGAGGCAGUCUUGCCAGUGGAAAUAGAAAUCCCAUCACUUCGAAUUCUGAAAGAGGUGAAGUUGGAUGAAGCUGAAUGGGUUCAGGCUCGGUUUGACCAAUUGAAUCUCAUUGAAGAAAAGAGAUUAAAAGCUAUUUGCCACGGUCAGAUGUAUCAGAAACGGAUGAUGAGAGCUCAUGAUAAGAAGGUUCAUCCUAGAGAAUUUCGAGAGGGUGAUCUAGUGCUAAAAAAGAUUCUGCCAAUUCAUAAAGAUUUCCGAGGAAAAUGGAUGCCUAAUUGGGAAGGUCCAUAUGUUGUCAAUAAGGCCUUCUCUGGGGGAGCAUUGAUUUUAGCAGAGAUGGAUGGGGAAAAACUGAGAAAUCCGGUAAACUCAGACUCUGUUAAGAAGUACUAUGCUUGA
This is a messenger RNA of Hibiscus syriacus, 5739 nucleotides long. RefSeq lists its product as uncharacterized. The record is from RefSeq and is a predicted model, not a curated record. Lineage: Eukaryota; Viridiplantae; Streptophyta; Magnoliopsida; Malvales; Malvaceae. Gene Ontology annotation, molecular function: RNA-DNA hybrid ribonuclease activity; nucleic acid binding. Gene Ontology annotation, biological process: DNA integration.